This is a messenger RNA of Trifolium pratense (red clover), 1012 nucleotides long. Its product is annotated as ylmG homolog protein 2, chloroplastic. The transcript is spliced from 3 exons. The coding region runs from base 93 to 824 and encodes 243 amino acids. Gene Ontology annotation, biological process: chloroplast fission. Gene Ontology annotation, cellular component: membrane. Lineage: Eukaryota; Viridiplantae; Streptophyta; Magnoliopsida; Fabales; Fabaceae. The record is from RefSeq and is a predicted model, not a curated record.
GGUAAUCUUCUUAUCACAGAUUGGGUUGGGUUGGGGUUAUCUAUCUAUCUAUCUUGUUUGAGCUCCGCAGAGUUGAUUCCGAUAGAAAUAGAAUGGCUAUGAAUAAUGGUACCGACACAGAAACUAAGAACAACAUCUCGUUUCAUUGGGGACGAAAUUCUCAAUCACCAUUUCUAGUCGCACUCCCCAACAUCUCCAAUUUCUCCCCACCCCAACUCCCCACAUCCAUUUCCAACGCCGUUGAUCAUUUUUCCACACUUCUCCAAUCCCUCGCUUCUCAAAACCCCAUCAUUAACAAACUACUAUCACUUUCCUCUCAAUUCCACAACACUUGCUACCAGAUUCGGUGCAGUAACUACAGGAACAGGAACAGGAACAGGAGAUUGUUGAAUAAUAAUUAUCACAAUUUUGCUGCUGUUUUACCUGGGGAUUCCGUCGCUGGAUUAGUCGUGGCUAAUGGACUUUCAAAUUUCUUGAACCUUUACAACACUUUGCUUGUUUGUAGGCUUGUUCUUACUUGGUUUCCUAAUGCUCCUCCUGCUAUCGUUUCUCCCCUCAGCACUGUAUGUGACCCGUAUCUGAACGUAUUCCGUGGACUUAUCCCCCCUCUUGGAGGCCUGGAUCUCUCUCCCAUCCUAGCAUUCCUUGUCCUGAAUGCCUUUACUAGCACUGCUGCUGCACUCCCUGCUGAGCUUCCAAUCCCAGAACAAUCUAAACAAGGUCUUGAAGCAAGUUUACAGUCUACCGUUGUUACUUCUUCACAGAACAAAUGGAUGAGACGGCUUCACGGGACCGGGUCAAAGACAACCACUUCUACAAAUUAGAAUAUCAUAAUGUUUUUGUUUGUACCUCGACCUGUUUAUUUAUUUAACUUUAAAUAGGUUUCUGUUGUAACUUCACAGUUAUCAUAGUUCUAGGCAACACAAUUUUCGAGCCUGCGAUUCCUAUGAUUUUUUGUUCAGAAGUGAUGAAUUUAUUAGCAUCAUAUCAAUACAUUUUCUUUUCUCCUUGA